AUGGUCUUGACGCGCAAACUAAAACAUGACACCCCGCGCCUCAGCAUGGGGGGGAUAGACAUUGGCAUGUCCAAAGAGGUCAAGCUCUUGGGGCUCUGGAUAGACAAGGCCCUGACCUUCAACGCCCAUGUAGCAUAUACAUGCAACAAGGCGUUGGCGAUAUAUGGGCAGCUGUCCAGGGCCGCAAGAGUGAGCUGGGGUCUCCACGAGGACAUUAUCAGAUCCAUAUACACGGCAGUCAUCGUCCCGAUCAUAACGUAUGACGCGGCUGCGUGGGCGCCUGCUGUCAAUAAGCUUGGAGUGCAGAAGAGACUCAACAUAGUGCAGAGGGGAUUCGCUCAGAGGAUGACCAGGUCAUACCGCACUGUAUCCCUCAACGCCGCUCUGGUGCUAGCUGGUAUCCUCCCCCUCGACCUCAAGGUGCGGGAAGCCGCAGCUCUGUACGAGGCGAGGAGGGGUGUGCCGGUUCCAUGGUUGAGCGGCAGAGAGGUUGAGCACAGGGCAAAGUUCGCCGUACAACCGCAUCCGGCGGAAACUGUAGCGGUGCAGUUCCAAUGCCUGGAAAGCCGGGCUGACGUGGACGCAAACAGCUCUUGGGAGGUUUGCGUCUACACCGACGGCAGUAAGAUCGAAGACACGGUGGGAGCGGCCCUAUCCAUCUGGGCGGAAUUGUACGCUAUAUGCGAGGCGGCGAAGUUUGCCCACAAUAGCAGCAGGAGCACCUUCGGUGUCUUCAGCGACUCCCGCUCUGCACUUGAAACGGUAGCCGACAGCGGUUCCACUCACCCUCUGGCCUUGGAGACCCGAUCGCAUAUUAAAAAUAGCCGGAAUCAGGGGAAGAUUAUCAACCUUUUUUGGGUUAAGGCUCAUGCCGGGCUCCAAGGCAACGAGCGGGCGGACCAAUUGGCAAGAGAGGCUGCUCUGCACUCCAAGCGUAAGCCGGACUACGAUUUGUGCCCCGUUUCAUUCGUGAAGCGACAGAUAAGAGAUCAGUCGCUUCGGGAGUGGAACGGGAGAUAUGUCAACGGCGAGGCGGCGGCGACCACUAAGGUAUUCCUGCCGGAUGCCAUAGCGGCAUAUAAAAUCGUUAAAGAUUUGGGACCAAAGGCAGUGCUCACACAAGUCCUGACCGGGCACGGUGGAUUCUCCGAAUACUUGUACAAAUGUACAGUUCUACAAACAAUAUCUGACAAUGUACCUAAAUCCUCAUUUGACAUUAGCCAUCUCAACUUGAGACAGUUUGAACUUGCUGAUCCUGGUUUCAGUGACUCAUCUCCCAUGCAUGCUCACCGGUGCUGA
Molecule: messenger RNA, 1299 nt
Organism: Amyelois transitella
Lineage: Eukaryota; Metazoa; Arthropoda; Insecta; Lepidoptera; Pyralidae
Exons: 3
Coding region: 1-1299 (432 amino acids)
Biological process (GO): DNA replication, removal of RNA primer
Molecular function (GO): RNA-DNA hybrid ribonuclease activity; nucleic acid binding
Source: RefSeq, a predicted model, not a curated record